Pezoporus occidentalis (night parrot) is the source of this 2789-nucleotide messenger RNA. RefSeq names its product inner centromere protein A-like. NCBI's taxonomy places the organism in Eukaryota, Metazoa, Chordata, Aves, Psittaciformes, Psittacidae. The transcript is spliced from 19 exons. Gene Ontology annotation, cellular component: meiotic spindle midzone; chromosome passenger complex; kinetochore. Gene Ontology annotation, biological process: mitotic cytokinesis; meiotic spindle midzone assembly; metaphase chromosome alignment. The record is from RefSeq and is a predicted model, not a curated record. Bases 61 to 2634 code for a protein of 857 amino acids.
GGGCAGGGGCGGCCGCUGCGAGCCUCCCCUCUUCCUCUCUGCUGUGUUUCAGGUGUGGCCAUGGUGGAAGCCGCCGGCCCCACGCGGCUGCUGGAGGUGUGCGGGCAGCGGCUCUCCCGGUUCCUCCGCGAUGCCGAGCACAAGCGCCUGGCGUGGCUGCGGGAGGUGGAGGAGCAGGGCAUGAGGAUGCUGGAGAGCAACCUGGGCGCUGAGCCCGGGCCGAUGACCAGAACGCCCUCCCAGAGGAGACGCUCCAGGAAGAGGCAGUCCUCCUCCCUGAAAGACUACAGCAAGGAGCCCAGCAGGAGGAGGUUGUCCAGAAGGAGAAGCAGCAUCAAGCUCGUGUCUUUCAAGCCAGGCUCCCAAAGGCGCCAGAGCAAGGAGCAGCCCCUGGAUCCUGGCUGUGGUGGGGAGGGUGCCCAGGCCUGUGCUGCACCCGAGCUCCCAGCACUGCCUGGGGACGGGGCAGCAGAAGCACCAGGUCCCAGCAGAGCCCAGGCGGGUGACCCACAGCGCAGCCCUGCGGGUGCCUGUGAGCUCCCUGUGUGCGAGCAGUCACCGCGGGGGGAUGCAGACAGCGAGUGGCAGGAUGAGGCCCCUGUCACCGGGGUCCGUGCUGGCCCCGCAGCGAGGGGGGCACAGGCAGCCCCCGGCAGAAGAACGAGCACCUCCACUCCCAAGGCUGCCGGAGCCGGGGCUGCUCCGGACCUGGCAGAGCCGCUCCUGCCGGGCUCCGGCAGCCGAGGAGCUGCGCUGGGACCCCGAGCGCGGCGCUGCUCCGGGCGCCGGAGCUCGCUGAGUGCCCCCCCCGCGGGCCGGCGGUGCUCCCUGGCCGGCCGGAGGGCGAGCAGGAGCCGCAGGGCAGUGGCCAGGAAGGCGGCAGCGGCGGCGGCGCUGGAGUCGUCCUCUGCCUCCAGCAGAGUGAGCUGUCAGAGCUCCCUGGAAGCGUGCGUGGAAGAGGAUGUGGCCGGGACGAGGCCUGGGCUGGAGCUGGACCCCCCAAGGGAAGGGGCUCCUGAGGACACGCUCCCUUCCAGCAGAAGCACCCUGGCUGCCAGCUGUCCUCCGUGUCCCAAGCAGCAGGCAGGGAGCGAUGGAGGCUCCUCCACAGGAACCCCGGUAAAUCCCAUCAGGGAAUCCCAGAACAAGGACCAGGAGCGAUCACCCUGUGCCAGGCCCCAGGAGGAUCCCCCAUGCAUCUGGACCAGGAGCCGCACGCAGGCGAUGGGCGCUGUGUGGAAGGGGCAGCAGCAGCAGCCGGGGGCUCAGGCCCCGUCCCCUUCGGGUGAGCGGCGCGGGAGCCCCGCAGAGCCUCCCCCCGGCGCGGGCAGCAAGGUGCUGCGGAGCCUCCUGCGGGCCGUGCAGCGGCACCCGCUGCCCCCCAGCCCGGCCCCCCCGCCCCACGGCGGGGUCGUGAGGAGCCUCCUCCAGCGCAGCACCCGCACCCGGCCCAGCCCCAAGGGAGACUUCGUUGUAAGUAACGACACCCUUAACUGUGGGCACUGGAGGGUUCUAUGGGCCUCGUGGGCACUGACAGCUCCUUCCCCUGUCACUGGCAUCAUGCAGCUGUGGCCACGCCAGUGCACUGUUGCCAAACCUGCGUUGUUUCUCCCCUACUAUUCACUUCCCAUCCCGGAGAAGGAGCGGCAGAGACUGGAAAGCCUCAGGAAGAAGCAGGAAGCUGAGGAGCAGAGGAAGAAGAAAAUGGAGGAGGAGAAGAGGCAGCGGCAGGCGGAAAUGAAGCAGAAGAGGGAAGAGCGCCUGAGGAAGGCACUGCAGGCUCGGGAGCGGGCAGAGGAGGAGAAGAAGAAGCGGAUGGAGCAGAAGAUCCUGCAGAGCGAUGAGAAGGUGCGGCUCUCCCAGGCGCGGGACAGGGAGGAGAAGGCGGAGGAGCGGGGCAGGAAGAAGCUGUCCAAGAAGUCUGGGGAAGCUGAGGCACGGAAGCAGAAAGCGCUGAAGGGGGAGGAAGAUGAACUGGAGCAGCCAGAGCCGCUGCAGAAGAGGAGAGAGGAUGAAGUGAGGGGGAAAGGAAAGAAAGUCUUGGAACUGAGAAGUCUUCUGGAGCAGCAGCAGGCGGAACACGGGAAGGAGAGGGAUCACAGACCCGGAGGGAAGGAGAAGCCUCCCCAUCCGCAGCUGAGGGCAGCGGCGUUCCCCGAGAAGCACAGAAAGCAGGAGGAAGCUGGUCUGCAGCGCCCGGGAGAGAGGAAGCUCAAGCAGCCGGAGGCCCCGACUGCUGCCGCUGGCACAGGGCUGAGCAAAACGCUAAAGAAAUCCAUCUCCGCACCCUACUUGAAGCCCCUGAAGGGCACGGAGCAGAGCAGCCACCCAAAGGUGAGCGAGGACAACUAUGGCAUGGACCAGAACAGCGACGAUGCCACAGAUGAUGAGAACGACCCUCGGAACCCGGUCCCUGCCUGGGCCGACGGCCCUCGGCUCAAGCAGGGCAUCAUGCACCAGUACUACCACCCAGUGAACACGGACCAGCUCUUCGGGCUCAUCUCAGGCCUCCGGCUGGAGGAGAUCUUUGGCAAGAGCAAGCCCCGGUACUUCAAGCGCACGAGCUCGGCCGUUUGGCAUUCCCCACCACGGCCCAGAUCCGCCUCUGGCCCCUCCUGCAGCCUCAACAAGUGAGGAGAGGGGCAGGGAUGUGUCUGAUGCCCACCCGCAGCCUCAGCCUGGGUCUCAGUGUGGAGCCCGGGGGCAGGUCUCACUGCAGCCUCUGUGUACAAUUUUAACCCAUUUUUUGUACAGAUUAAAUUAUUAAAUAAAGUUCUGUUGCAAUAACC